AUGGCAAAAACAGCAUACAGAGCAGCCAAAGCAGCAGCAGCAACAGAAUUAGCAGCAGCAGCAGAAUUAGCAGCAGCAGCAGAAAGCUUAGGUUCAGAAGCAAAAUUAGCGGCAGCUGCGAAACUAGCAGCAGCAGCAAAGGCAGCAGCAAAUGCAGCAGCAGCAAAAGCAGCAGCAGCAGCAAAGCAGCAGCAGCAAACCUUCCACAACAGGCGAAUAAAAGUGGUCGUUAUUACGAACACCCAGCCCCAGAAGCUGCACCAGCAGCAGCAGCAGCAGCGGCAGCAGCGGUGGCGGCAGCAGCGUGGCGGAGGCAGCGUGGCGGCAGCGACGCAGCAGAAGCCAGCGCCGCAGCAGCGUAGCAGCAGAAACGGCAGCAGCAGCAGCAGCAGCAGCAGCACGGACUCCACCAUAGUCGGCAGCAGCACCAGCAGCAGCGUCACCGUCACCAUCACCAUCAUGAUCCCCAGCAGCAGCAACAGCAGCACCCCCAGAAGCAGCAACCGCAGCAGCAACAGCAGCAGCAGCAGCAACAGCAGCAGCAGCAGCAGGGCGUACGCAAUGAAGGUGGGGAGGUCGACUGCGCCUUUGUUGUCUUUCCUGUCUACGCCCAAAAACCUCUUUGAAAAUUUUGGGUCAUUUAAAGCCAAAAAGCCAGCAUAA
Eimeria tenella is the source of this 663-nucleotide messenger RNA. RefSeq lists its product as uncharacterized. Lineage: Eukaryota; Apicomplexa; Conoidasida; Eucoccidiorida; Eimeriidae. The record is from RefSeq and is a predicted model, not a curated record. The transcript has 2 exons. The coding region runs from base 1 to 663 and encodes 220 amino acids.